Molecule: messenger RNA, 1527 nt
Organism: Punctularia strigosozonata HHB-11173 SS5
Lineage: Eukaryota; Fungi; Basidiomycota; Agaricomycetes; Corticiales; Punctulariaceae
Exons: 6
Coding region: 1-1527 (508 amino acids)
Molecular function (GO): protein binding
Source: RefSeq, a predicted model, not a curated record
AUGACUGGCGGUAAUACCAAGAGCUUGCUCAGCUUGCCAGACGAACUUCUACGUGAGGUACUGGUACACCUCCCUGCUGGCAGAGAUGUUUGCCGUGUUGCGUCGUGCUGCCGUCGUCUCACCUCCAUAGUCGAGGAGAAUGUUGAUCUACGAUACGCCUUGGCCCUCGGGAAAAGCGGCAUGGUCGGGAACGCGAUCGCCGUGGAAUCUGCACAAGAUUGUCUGAAGAAGCUGCUGUUCCACGAGACUGCCUUGUCCACCAUUUGCUGGAAAAGCAGUAAUGCACUGCCCUUUGACGAUGAAGAGUCUCCCUUCGAGGGAACACAUCAUCGGUUUGCGGGGGGCGUUUUCGCUACAUACAACGACGGUGUUUUUCGAACCGAGCAUUUGCCAACCACCACGGCUCCCGAGAUGGUGGUCAACGAGAUGGUCAUCGACUUCCUCGACGGACCCGUUAAUGCGCUUGCAUUCGACCCCUCUCAGGAUCUCGUCGUGUUUAUCCAGGGCAAUGGCAAUAGAGUUCCGGUUGCUGCUCAUCUGCGGGCACUGACUACCCAAGUCGUCCAUCCAAAGGCUCACACGCCUCUUCUGAAAAUCUCAACGUCGUCUGCCCGCACGCAGGAAGUGGAAGCUUAUAUCCACGGGGACCUCAUUGCGCUGACUUGGUUGUCCUUGCAUAUGAUGAGGCUCUUUGUAUGGGAUUGGAAAAGUGGUGCUUGCCUGGUACAGAACAAAUCACUCGCAUACACAUGCGGCUUCUCGUUUUUGUCCGACGGCAUGUUUCUCGCGGUUUCUCCGGAACAGAACGGAGAAAUCCAGCUUUACUCCUUCCGUGAUGCGGACGGUGGACUUUAUGAAGAUCCUCGUCGUCUUGCGGUGCUCCAUCUACCCCGUUUGCAAGCCAAGGCAUCGAUCAUAAGCAUGUCGGUACAACCCUCAACAAGUCAAGCCGACCUUGGCAAGCGACGACCUUUCAGACCUGAUCUAGAAUCGGGGAUAAUCUUGUUUCGCAUAUCGUACUACGGUGCACGACAUCCCGAUGGCGAAGAGUGCGUGGUCUGCGUUCGCCGAAGCACGUUUGUCAGACGCCUUGCACAAGCGCUGAAGGAAGACUGGACCGAAUGCCGCGUCGUUGCGUGGGAUGACUGGGGACCGCGAGAGGCGCAUUUGCGCUUCUGCGACAUUGCGGUAUCGGGUGAGCGAGUGAUCAUAAAGGAUCAACGCUCCGACGACACGGAUAUGCAAGGCGUGGUGAUAUUGGACUUCAACGUGCAUCGCAUUCCGGCCGUAAUCUCUGACCCAACCCUCGACAGCGAUGGGCUCGAGUUCAUGGAUUGCUUAUCGUCUUACAAGACAGAGCGAGGCGAUGUCUUUAAGCAAGAUGUGGUCACAGAAAUACCGCACCGUAUGUUCGCGAAGGCGCCUAAUGAAGGAUUUGAUGCUGCGCUGGAAUGGAUGAUAUACGAAGAUGGAUUCAUCGGCUGUGACUUCGAGGAGGAUUGUGGACUACGGAUAUUGAGCUUCUAA